This is a messenger RNA of Punica granatum (pomegranate), 619 nucleotides long. NCBI's taxonomy places the organism in Eukaryota, Viridiplantae, Streptophyta, Magnoliopsida, Myrtales, Lythraceae. The record is from RefSeq and is a predicted model, not a curated record.
UUCACCACCCUAAAACUGCAGCGACAUCAAAAACAAAGAGACAACCAUGAAGAGCCUUAUAGUCCCCAUCCUACUCCUAGCCCUCUCACUUCUCUUCGUCCUUGGCCAGGCUGACCUCCCAUGCCAAACGGUGCGGCAGAAGGUGACCGCAUGUGCGAUGUUUGCGACGGGGCGGGCCCCGAAGCCUUCACAGGCAUGCUGUGCUGGGGUGAAGCAGAUCGCACAGAGUGUGAGAUCCGCGAAUGACAAGAGGGCCAUCUGCAGGUGCCUCAAGGAUGGGGUCAAGUCCUUCCCUGGCCUUCAGGACCAGCUACUGGGGCAGAUCCCCGCCGCCUGCCGCGUGAGGGUCGGGUUUCCCAUUUCCAUGAACACCAACUGCAACGCGAUCCAUUGAUGGCAGAGGAGUCGAUAUGGAUUUAUGAUUGGCUUCAGCGUCCCGCAAUAUGGAUAAUUGAAUAGAGAAAGAGAAAGAGAUUAGAAUAAAACAUAUGGGUCUUUUUGCAAAGACCUACUGAAGCCUCUCAUAAUGUAAUCUUCCCUUCACUUCAAUCAAUCAGUUGAGCUUUGUCAAUGACACUCUUUACAUGAGUUGAAGUCUUUCACAUGCAAAUUAAAAUCA